AUUUUUGUUGACUCUCUCUGUGUAUCAUCUUCAACAUCACCGACGAUCUGCGUCACUACUGUAUUUUCUCAUUCAUACAUUGUUUGAGGAUGUUAUUGAGGUUAUGUGGGUGCUAAAGUGGGAUUGAUUCAAGGCUUAUGUGGUGGAUCUAGUUACUAUCUAAUGGAGAGGAGUAAACCUUUGCAUACUCAGGGUGAGGAUGAGCCUGAGCUUCUUAAGUAUAUGUCAAAGCUACCUGUUUUCUUGGAGAGAGCUGAUACUCAUACUCCUCAGGAGAAGCUCUUGAGCGUUGGUGUUCUUGACUGGGACCGCUUGCAGAAGUGGCAGCAUAGCCAUAACCGAAUGAACCCUGUGAAGGGUAAAUUCCCUUCGGUUGUUUACCAGACAGAUGCUUCAUUGGUUCCGGGUAGAGAUGAGUCGUCUGCUGGUCCGAGCAAUGUGCAUAACCGUCCAAGGAAACAUCGUAGCUCACGGCAGUCUAAUGUCAUGUCAAAUCCUGAUGAAGAGACUGUAAGGGAGAAUCGAGGUACACGGAAAAAGAAACCUAAAGACCAUAGGAGUUUCAGCAUACCAGAUGAGAAGCUAGGUCAAGUUACUGAUGCACAAGAGGGGUGUGAGAAAAAGGACCUGAAGGAGAAGAUUGGCCCAAAACCUGGAACUUUGACAAAUGGAUUGAAUCCAGGGGCUGGCGUGAACACGGAGGUAAACUCUGAGGCUGAUGGUAGUAGACGUAAGAAGAGUGAAAAGAAGUCACGUGAUAGAAACCGGAGUGAUCAUGAUCGAGAACUCGGUCGAAGCCAGCAGGGGGAAGCUAAGCUUUAUCACUCAACUAAGAAGCUAGCUCGAGAAGAGGCUGAGACCUGCAAGAGGAGUUCGAGUAAAAAAGUCAGCGUAGUUCAUGAUGUUGAAAUAAAUUACUGUGCUCGACAUUCAUGUAAAGCUGAUGACUACUCGGCAAAGAGUAACAUUGGCUUGGCUGAUGCGGACCCUAACAAGAAUUCAGUUAUAACAUCUCAGUGUGAGCCACUCUCAGCGAAAGCAAGUAUUACAUUUUCAAGAGGUAAAAUCUCAGAAGACAGAGCAUCAUCUUUGUUAUCUGUGAAACAUUGUGAGGAUGAGCCUGCCCAGAGACGAGAUUCAAAGUCCCAUAAACCAGUGUCUGAAAAGCGGAGAAGUAUAUCACCUUUUCAGCGGCUUAGCUUCAGUAUGGGUAAGGCUAGCAAAACUAACAGUGAACGAGUUGAUGGUUCCAUCACCCAGCCUGAGUCAAUGGCUAACUCCACAAAGACCGUUUCACAAAACCCGGCUCUUCCAUCUGGCGUUGACAGCUUAGAUUGCAACAAAACCAGCGACAAAGAUACAACCACGACAAGCCAUUUGAGAAGGUUCCUAGAACCUCUACUGAAGCCAAGAGCAACUCACUCUGACAAUUCUGUGGAGGGGCCUAAAGGUCAAGGCGUUCAAAGAAUAAAAUUGGGUAUCAAAGGUUGCAGAUCAAUAAAUGUCAAUGAUUCAGCUCACGAGAAGAAGGUAGGAUCAUCCAUGGUUCGAGCUGUUCUGCGGGUAACAAUUAAGAACAAUCAGCCACUCUUUACAUUUGCAGUGAACAAAGAAACCGACAUUAUUGCGGCCACCCAAAAGAAAAUGGGAAGCUCGGAUGAGGGUGAAUGUACAAGUGUUUAUACUUUCUUCUCUAUUAAAGACCAUAAGAGAAAUAGCGCAUGGUUAAACCAAAGAAGCAGAGGCCAAACGCAUGGUAUCAUCUCUGAUGUUGUUGCUCAGAUGCUGGUUUCCAGCUCUUUCCGGUCUGGUUCCAUCAGAGAGUUCGUUCUCUUCUCCGUAGAACUUGACCAAGAGAGCACGGAAAAGUCUGACGUGCAGCUAAAAAACGAGCUUGCUGCAAUCAUCGUGAAGAUGCCAAGAUGGUUUAACAGAAGGGCAUCACGAGAUCACACUGAACUCAAUAAAGAGUUCGGAGAUCCAAUCAAAGACAGGGUAUUUGAUCAAGACAUUAGUGCUACGGUCAUACUUCAAAGCGGUGUUCAUAGUAUGCCUCAUAAAGGAGGCCCCUCGUCUUUGAUCCAGCGAUGGAGAACAGGUGGUUCUUGCGAUUGUGGAGGCUGGGAUAUGGGCUGCAAUCUCAGAAUUCUUACAAACCAGCACAACAACAACUCCUGCAAGAAUUCAACAACCUCAAACUCACCACCCCCUUCAAACCGAUUCGAGCUUUACUUUCUGGGAGAACAAGCAGAAGAACAUCCAUUCUUGAGCUAUAAACCAAUCAAGGAAGGGUUAUAUUCAGUUGUCUAUGAUUCGUCCCUUUCCCAACUACAAGCUUUCUCCAUAUGUAUGGCACUUGCAGAGAGUAGGAACACCCUUGAGCAAAAAAUCUCAUGUGAUGAACAUAAACCCAAAGCGGAACCCGUGUUAGUCCUGGACCGAGAUUCAAAGCCUAAUGGCAAUACCGUCGUGUAUGACGCCCCACUCUCCCCUGUUGGGCGGGUCUGAAGUUUAUAUUUUUACUUCAAACCCAAUAUUUUUUCUUCAGGUAUGUGAAAAAGGUUAAUGUUAAGCCUAGGGUAAGAAAGACAGUUGCAGGAAAUAAGAAAGCUGCAAGAUCUCUCUUUAUAUUAGCUAGUUUAAUGGUGUAGAAAUGAUCUUCCCAACUCUUUGAAGUGUGAAUAUUUAAAACAUCUUAUUCAUAUCUAUUAAAUAAUAGCAAUCCCAACUAAU
Eruca vesicaria subsp. sativa (arugula) is the source of this 2733-nucleotide messenger RNA. Lineage: Eukaryota; Viridiplantae; Streptophyta; Magnoliopsida; Brassicales; Brassicaceae. The record is from the annotation of a GenBank genome assembly.